Molecule: messenger RNA, 5488 nt
Organism: Paramuricea clavata
Lineage: Eukaryota; Metazoa; Cnidaria; Anthozoa; Malacalcyonacea; Plexauridae
Source: the annotation of a GenBank genome assembly
AUGUCAAAAUCAAAGCUAAAGAAAUGCCUCAGAAAUCUUAAACUUCAGAACGGCAAACUGGAAGAAAUAAAAUAUGUCAGUAGACUGUUGCGGAAGAAAUUGCAGUCACAUGUUCAGCGUAAUUAUGAAGAAGAAUUAAGUAAAGAUUUUUGGAAAUUUUGUAAAAAAGAGUUUGAAGAAUCAGAGACACAAGAACCGAAUUUUGACGAAUCGUCCUGCUAUGAUUAUUUUAGAAAUAUUUUCUUCGAAAAGCAUAAAAACCGAACAUUCAACCUUCCCUCUUGGCUUAAACCAUUUCCAGUGCCAUCGAGCAAUUUCGACCUGGAAUGUCCAACUUACCAAGAAAUAACGAAAAUAAUUCGGAAAAUGAAAAGUAGUGGUUCUCCUUGCCCUAUUGACCAAAUAAGUAUUAUUCCUUUUAAACGGUGCCCCAUCCUGAGAACACAGCUUUGGAGACUCCUUUCGAAAUGCUGGACCGAAAAAUAUAUUCCGACUAUCUGGAAACGUGCUGUUGCGGUACUCAUUUACAAAAAGGAUUCACCUGACAAUCCUGCUAAUUUUCGCCCAAUUGUUUUAGAGCCAGGCAUGUUGAAAGUUUUCACCUCUGCGAUAAGGAACAAAAUUUUCAAAUUCGUGCGCGAUAAUAAAUAUAUCGAAACAAACAUUCAAAAGGGUUUCUGGCCAGGCUUGUCUGGUACAGUUGAACAUACUGAACUGUUAAACUAUUUAUUAAACCACGCCCGCAACAAGCAGCGGUCUAUCAUUGUCACUCUAAUCGAUCUCAAAAACGCAUUUGGAGAAGUGCACCAUAACCUGAUAAAAUCUAUUUUAAAAAGUCACCACAUUCCUGACGAAAUCACUGGUAUGAUAGAAAACCUUUACACUGAUUAUGGUAUCUCAAUCGUGACGAAGAAUUUUAUAACCAUACCGAUAUCUGUAGAACGGGGCGUACUGCAGGGAGACUGUUUGUCCCCCUUGCUUUUCAAUUUAUGCGUGAAUUCACUCAUUAACACGAUAAAUGAUGAAAGAAUACAGUGCCUUGGUUAUGUUAAUGAUAUAUCCUUAAACCCUCGUCAUUGGUUCCAAUUUGCGGACGAUGCUGCAAUUAUAUCUGCACAUAACGAAGACAAUCAACUACUGUGUAAUGCAUUUAGUAAAUGGUCCUCUUGGGCAGACUUAUAUAUCCGAGUAAAUAAGUGCCACACUUUUGGGAUCAAAAAGUUUGGGACAAAAGCAGUCCAGUAUAAACCUACUAUAAAAAUCUCUGGUCAACAGGUUCCCCCAAUCGAGGACGGUGAAAGUUUUAUGUAUUUAGGUAAACAAUUCAAUUUUGAAAUGGAUUGUACUGAAACCAAAAUUGAGAUUCUUGAUGAAAUCCAACACUACUUAAAGAAAAUUGAUCUUAACAAAAUUUGGUCAAACUUUGUAGAACUAAAAGAACAAUCCGUGAUCAUUACCUGCUUAACUGAUACUUGCUAUAAGAAGAUGAUUAAAGUAUGACACGAAAUUGUCACUCGAAUGCCCAGCAAUAUAGUAUGCUUUGCUAGGAGAGCGUUAAUUUUAAGUUUAGGAAAUAAUUCUAACCUAAAGCGCUGGAACAUUCGUGACUCCGCCAACUGUGAGCUGUGCAACAAGUUACAAACCCAGCUACACGUUUUUUCCAACUGCAAGGUAGCCCUAGAACAACAACGCUAUACUUGGCGGCAUGACUCGAUUCUGAUGACUAUUAUCCAUCACUUAAAAGUCGCAGUUGGUGCAGAUCUUCGACUGUUUGCGGACUGUCCUAAUUCAGGUAUGACCUGUACUUCAACUUUAUUUCGAACGCUAAGACCUGAUAUAGUGGUGGAUUUUAAGGGUUCUGUAUAUGUGGUUGAAUUAACUGUUCCCUACGAAACCAAUUGUACGAAGGCUAAACGUCGCAAGAAAGAAAGAUACAGACAUCUAAGAUCUGAGCUGAUCACGGCGUGUUAUGCGUUUGAAGUUAUUACACUUGAAGUAACCACUCUAGGGUUUGUGUCGAAAGAUAUUGACAGAUUUCGUAGAUUAUUACGAACACUUGAAAUGAACGACGAACGUAUUAUUAAAAAAUGUAUGGAGGUAGCUCUGAGAGCAACAUUCUACAUUUACUGCAGAAGAAAUAAGCCGUGGAAUAACCCAGACUUACUGAAUUUUUAUUAGCUACUAUUGAUACAAAGUGUAGAGAAUGGACCUAUCUGUCUAAUAUAGUGAACUGUUUCUCUAUUUUCCUGAUUUAAUUGAAAGUCUAAUUAUGUGAUAUAUUUGUAUAAAUUAUCAUGUUAUUAUUAAAGAUUUCUGUUGUUUAAAUUAUUAUUAUUAUUAUUAUUAUUAUUAUUAUUACGUUUCAAACAAUCACAUCCAUGUCAACUUUAUGCUGACCUAUCCGGCUACAAAAGCCCGUACUAACGUUGAACGCAAAAAAGCUAAAUAUAAAGAUCUAAUUAGAGAUCAAAGGGGUCACUUUGAUUCUGUUAAAUUUUUAAACUUAUCAAUGAGCUCUCUUGGUGUGUUUGACAAAGAAUGCUUCACAUUUUUAGAAAUGUUAGACACUAUAGGAAUCGAUAAAAAGCAUCAACAUUACUGCAUAAAAAAGAUGACGUCUUAUGCCAUUAGAGCGACGUACUAUAUUUUUUGCUGUCAAAACAAAGAGUGGACAAACCCUGAAUUGUUAAACAUUUAAAUUAAUAACUAUAUAUAAUAAUAUAUAUAAUCAUAUACUCAUUUUAUUCCUGUUUUUACUGUAAAUAUUGUACCACAUAUGUAGUACUCGAUCUGUGAUUCAUGUAGCCAAUUGUAAAUUACCUAAGUCAGUAGUGAGAUUUACAAUUGUAUAUAUACGUAAAAAAUUCAAUAACGUUUUCAUUGUUAUUAUUAUUAUUAUUAUUAUUAUUAUUAUUAUUAUUAUUAUUAUUAUUAUUAUUACUAUUAUUAUUAUUAUUAUUAUUAUUAUUAUUAUUAUUAUCAUUAUUAUUAUUAUUAUUAUUAUUAUUAUUAUUAUUAUUAUUAUUAUUAUUAUUAUUAUUGUGUGAGAUACCAUAGUCGAUUGGCAGAGUUGGUCGCCAUAAAGAAAGGCGAAAAUUAUGCGACUACUAUGAGUUGGAUAAGAGCCAGAAUCUCAUUCGCUUUAUUGAAAUCGGCACUUACAUGCUUGAGGGGUUCAAGGGCAAGGAAAGUCAUGUAUGAUAUUAAGAACAUUGAUUUUAACAUUGAGAGCGCAGAGAGUGCUAUCUCUCAAACAUUUUAGACAGUACAUAUACAAUGCUUAGUUGUUUAGUUAUUUUACUGGAAUAUGUUAGUUUAGGUAUUUAGCUACUUAGCGGUUAAUAUUUUAAGUAUGUAACGGUAUAUGUCUUUAGAGUUUUUUUUUAGAAUUUAACUGUACAUAUCAACAAACAUUUAGAUACUUUCUUUUUUUAACAACAGAUUAUUUAAUAUAGUCAGUGAUUUCAAAAGCUGUAGUGCACACACUGAAAAAUAUGAAUAAAUUAUUAUUAUUACUAUUAUUAUUAUUAUAAAAAAAAAAAAAAGUAUUAAAGUAUUAAAAAGUAUUAAAGUAUUUACAUCAUGUCUGCGUAACGCAAUGUACUCCUUUCUCACCGCCAAUAACUUUAUAGAACAUAACAUACAAAAAGGCUUCACCCCAAAUCUGUCUGGUACUAUGGAACAUACUGCGCAAAUGGCUAAUAUAAUAAACAAAGCUCGUAUAAAACAACGUUCACAUGUCAUCACACUACUUGACCUCAAAAACGCUUUUGGAGAAGUUCAUCACAACUUAAUCCAAUCUGUCCUUGGCUAUCAUCACAUCCCUAAUCACAUGAAUAAUUUAAUAAAAAGCUUAUACACUGAUUUUAAAACUUCCGUAAUUACGUCUGAGUUCCGUACCCAUUUUAUACCUGUUGGCCGUGGUGUAUUGCAAGGUGACUGUCUUAGUCCUCUACUAUUUAAUAUAUGUUUCAACACAUAUAUUCAGCAUAUCAAAGCUGAAAAGUACCGUCAGUUCGGUUUCUCCCUCCAACUUCUUAAUCCAAUCCACUGGUUUCAGUUUGCCGAUGAUGCUGCGGUUAUUACUGGUCAAGAGUCGGAAAAUCAACAUCUCCUUAAUCGAUUCUCUAUCUGGUGUCAAUGGUCCAACAUGGUUGUUAGAGUUGAUAAAUGUAGCACAUUUGGCAUCAAAAAAGUUUUAUCAAAAUCUGCCCAGUACCUGCCGAAGCUUUUGAUCAAUAAGGAUCUCAUACCAACGAUUAAGACUGGAGAAUCAUUUGAGUAUUUGGGACGACAUUUCGACUUUAACAUGACUAAUGAAAAACAUAAAUCUGAAGUGAUUUCCAUCAUUGAUGAACUAAUGUCCGAAAUAGAUCUUAAACCUCUUCACCCAAAAAACAAAAUUUUACUAUACAGUCGUUAUGUUUUGUCAAAGCUAUCCUGGCAUUUUACUGUUGCUACGAUAUCUAAAACUUGGGUAGUCGAAAAUAUCGAUUCUUCGGUGAACAAGUACAUCCGAAAAUGGCUGGAAGUACCUAUAUCUGGAACACUAAGUAACGUUUUUCUAUAACCCGUAAUAAGUUUGGUUUAAAUAUCCUCCCUGCAUCAGUCAAAUUCAUUCAGUGUCAAACAGUUCUACGCAAUGCCCUAAAAACAUCUCCGUAACGUUCAAUACAAUAGCUACAACUCAACUAAAGAAGUUUUAAAAACUUUCCAUUCUCAACAAGAAAAUAAACUUAGGAACCGUUUGAAAUGUCAAGGUUCCUUUUUCGAAAAUGUUUCUAAAUUCUCGCUAUCACAACUUAACGCAAUCUGGUCGGUAUCGCAAUCAAAGCUACCAAAGAACAUUUUCAACUUUACAAUUCGCUAUAUAAAUAAUACCCUUCCUACCCGAAAGAACCUCAGUAGAUGGGGAAUUUCAUCAAGUUCUGACUGCUCGUUCUGCUUACACCCUGAAUCACUUCUACACGUUGUUGCCGGUUGUCAACAUUACCUGGAACGAUUUACUUGGAGACACGAUUGUAUACUAACCUUUCUUGCAAAAACUUUUCAAAGUUUAAACGAAUGCAAAUUACAUGUUGAUCUUCCUGGAUUUGAAAGCCCCUCGAUUAUUACGGGAGAUGAAUAUCGUCCUGAUUUACUUGUCUCCACUUCAGACAAACACCUCUACGUUGUUGAACUUACUGUAGGCUUUGAAUCAAACCUCACAAACAAUGUUAACCGCAAGAAAGCUAAAUAUAAAAACCUAAUUAGAGAACUGGAUCAAAACUUUACAUCUGUCAAAUUUAUAAAUCUUUCUGUCAGUUCGCUAGGAGUGUUUGACAAAGAAUGUCAUACAUGCGUAAAAAUGCUAAAUGAGUUAAGACUGGAUAAUCAACACCAACAAUAUUGUAUCAGAAAAAUUAUAUCUAUUGCCAUCCGAUCAACGUACUACAUAUUUUGCUGUAGAAAUAAAGAAUGGACAAAUCCCGAACUAAUGAACAUUUAA